AUGUCCAUGCGACUCAACAUUCCUUCGGCCACUCGUGCCGUUCUGAUCGCCCUCUUAACCCUAUCGCUCCUCUACAACAUCGCCAGAUGGCGCCAACUCGACACCACUGCUGGCAGUGUCCAAACGAGUCCCAUCAUCCCCUAUCUGACCCUGGUUCCCUCGCUCUUCUACCAAUAUCCUUGGACUCUUCUUACUGCGACUUUUGUGGAGCAGAAUAUCUUUACAGUUUUGCUCAAUGCAGCCACCAUCUUCUAUGGGGGCAAGUACCUCGAGCGCGCAUGGGGCUCGCGUGAAUUCAGCAAAUUCAUCUUGGCAGUUGCCGUGAUACCCAAUGUGAUGAUCGUUCCAUUCUAUCUGACCUGGGCCGCUCUGACUGGGUCUUCAACCAGGGGUCUCACUCAGAUCUGUGGCGGUGUUGCCAUUCAAGGCUCAUUUCUUGUCGCUUUCAAGCAACUUGUGCCCGAGCAUACCGUCACCGUCUUCAAGGGACUGAUCAAAAUGCGCGUCAAGCAUUUCCCCGCACUAUUCCUCCUUCUCAACACCCUGAGUGGAUUCAUCAUUGGGACCGACACCGCUGCAGUACUGGCCUGGUUCGGUCUCUUGACUAGCUGGACGUACUUACGGUUCUAUAAAAGACAGCCCGAUCUCACCGGGACUUCCACCAAUGGGCAGGGUAUCAAAGGCGACGCCAGCGAGACAUUUGCCUUUGCCUGUCUGUUUCCCGAUGUGAUGCAGCCCCCAAUUGCAUUCGUGGCGGACAAAAUAUAUACCUCACUGGUAUCUCUGAAGAUCAUCACCCCAUUCUCGGAGGAUGAGAUCGCCUCCGGAAACCAGCAAGUUCUCGCGCGCGGCGAGGCGGGCCUCCCCACGCUCCUCAGCAAUCAACGCGCGGCUGGGCGGGGCUCUGGCAAGCGCGAGGAGGCCGAGCGAAGACGGGCGUUGGCCUUGAAGGCGUUGGAUCAACGACUACAGGCAGCAGCUGGUGGGCGCGCUCAAGCCGGGCCCUCUUCGCAAGGUGAAAGCGCUUCACAUCGAUCAGGUACCCCAACCUCGUCUGCGCCCAGUGGGCACAACGUUCUCGGGGGUACUAAUUACAACCCUGACCAUGCGUGA
Penicillium diatomitis is the source of this 1113-nucleotide messenger RNA. RefSeq names its product rhomboid family protein. Gene Ontology annotation, biological process: retrograde vesicle-mediated transport, Golgi to endoplasmic reticulum. The coding region runs from base 1 to 1113 and encodes 370 amino acids. Gene Ontology annotation, cellular component: membrane; Golgi apparatus. The record is from RefSeq and is a predicted model, not a curated record. Lineage: Eukaryota; Fungi; Ascomycota; Eurotiomycetes; Eurotiales; Aspergillaceae. The transcript is spliced from 2 exons.